UGAGCGCGCCUGCUUUUGCACAGGGUGGUCGAGGAGGGGAUGGCCAAGGGGAAACAUACUUGGCACGGCUCCCUCCUCUCUGCUUAGAUUACACCGGUUGCGAUCACUGCAAGAAGACGGAAGAGAGAGGAAAAAAAAAAAAAAAAAAAGAAGAAAAAAGUGUGUAUUUAUGGAGGUGGGAUGCAUGUGCCAUAAAUAAAUGGUGUUUUUUUUAUUUAUUUAUUUAUUUUUUGGACGAUGAGGCGCUCGCACGUCGCGCCGCGAACAGCCUCCGUCGAUCCGGCGACCUGCUGCUGACAAGCCGGGGAGACGAGGGACCGGGGGGCGCCUGGUGGAGAGACCACCGCCGGGGGGGUGGGGGAACCAUGCAGUUUGCAAUGUCGCUGCUUGGACUCAUGUGUCAGCUGUCAGCACUCGUCCGGGUCGCCGCGCAGCACCGCUUGCACCCGAAACAAGAAGCCUUCAUCCAGCAGCUGUCAUCGUAUGAAAUCACCAGCCCGCUGCGGGUCAACGACUUCGGGGAGUCCUUCCCGCACACGCUGCACUACAGGCGGAGACGCAGGAGUGUAAACGACGACCUGUCCGCCGCCCUGCGGGUCCACUACCGGAUCGACGCCUUCGGCCAGCGCUUCCAGCUCAACUUGAGCGCGCACUCGGACUUCAUCGCGCCCGCCUACACGGUCGCGCACUUGGGAGCCGAGCCGAGCGACUCCACGGCGGCCCGGGGGGAGGAGACGGAGGCCGACAUGCGCCACUGCUUCUUCCGGGGACACGUCGACGCCAGGGGCGAGCAGCCGGCAGUGGUCAGCCUGUGCACCGGCUUGAUCGGCACUUUCACGACACCAGACGGCGAGUACUUUUUGGAGCCGCUCCUGAAUGCCGAGGGAGAGGAGUAUGAGGACGAGCACCACAAACCCCACCUCGUCUACCGACACGUGAGGAAAAACAACUUCUCAAGCACGAGCGUCGUUCCCCAACCCGAGCCUUGUUCGGCCUCAGACCACUCCAAGCGGCCCGUGUCCUUGGGGGGCCGAGGGAGCAUGGGCGAGGAGUUGGACUCGCUCCGGGCAGCUGUCCACGACCAGGGUGACGGGAACCACUCCAACGACACCACUGGCGGAGCCCCGCGCAGACGCAAGCGCUUCCUCUCCUACCCUCGCUACGUUGAGCUGAUGGUGACGGCCGACGCCAAGAUGGCCCGACACCACGGAGGCAACCUGGAGCACUACAUCCUCACAAUCAUGUCAGUAGUAGCGGCGGUGUACAGGGACCCCAGCGUCGGGAACCUCAUCAACAUCGUGAUAGUCAAGCUGGUCAUCAUCCACGAUGAACAGCAAGGUCCUACAGUGAGUUUCAACGCUGCCACCACCCUGCACAACUUCUGCACCUGGCAGCAGAAGCAAAACAUCCAGGAUGACAACCACCCUUCUCACCAUGACACCGCCCUCCUCAUCACCAGGGAAGAUAUCUGCCGUGCAAAAGACAAGUGUGACACGCUCGGUCUCGCAGAACUGGGGACCAUGUGCGACCAGUACCGCAGUUGUUCUAUCAGCGAAGAAAACGGAAUCAGUGCCUCCUUCACCAUCGCUCACGAGCUGGGCCACGUGUUCAACAUGCCGCACGACGACAACCCCAAGUGUCGCGAGGCCGGCAUGAAGCACCAGUAUCACGUCAUGGCGCCCACCCUCAACUACGACACCAAUCCCUGGUCCUGGUCCAAGUGCAGCCGCAAGUACAUCACUGCGUUCCUAGACACCGGUUACGGGGAGUGUCUUCUCGACGAGCCAGUAGGCAGAACGUACGAGCUGCCCACGCUCCUGCCUGGUCAAAUUUACAACGCCAACAGGCAGUGUGAACUCAUGUUCGGCCCCGGGUCCCAAAUUUGCCCCUACAUGAAACAGUGCAAGAGGCUGUGGUGUACAAGUGCAGAGGGGGACCAUAAAGGGUGUCGCACGCAACACAUGCCGCUGGCUGACGGGACGGAAUGUGGACACGGAAUGUACUGUAGACACGGCAUGUGCGUGAACAAGGAGCUGUACCUGCAGCCCAUCGAUGGGGAAUGGGGCCCCUGGGGGCCCUACAGCGCAUGUUCCAGGUCCUGCGGCGGAGGGACAAGGAGCACCACCAGAGAAUGCAACAAGCCUGAGCCGAGGAACAGCGGGAAAUUCUGUGUGGGACGCAGGAUGAAGUUCCGCUCUUGCAGCACUGAGCCGUGUCCGCGAGGACGCAAAGAUUUCCGCGAGGAGCAGUGCUCUCAGUUUGACGGCAAGCACUUCAACAUCAACGGUCUACCUCCCAACGUGCGCUGGGUCCCCAAAUACAGUGGCAUACUAUUGAAGGAUCGGUGCAAGCUCUUCUGCCGGGUUGCCGGUGCCACGGCGUAUUAUCCGCUGAAGGACCGCGUCAUCGACGGCACGCCGUGUGGGACCGACACCUACGAUAUCUGUGUUCAAGGCCUCUGCAGGCAAGCGGGCUGCGAUCAUGUCCUGAACUCAAAGGCGAGGAAUGACAAGUGUGGCGUGUGCGGUGGGGACAACUCUUCAUGCAAAACCCUCUCAGGGAUGUUCAACGAUGCGCAAUAUGGCUACAACACAGUGGUCCGCAUCCCAGCCGGAGCCACCAACAUUGAUAUAAAGCAGGUCAGCUACUCCGGAAAGCCAGAAGAUGACAACUACCUCGCAUUAUCUGACGGCCAGUCCAACUUCCUGCUGAACGGGAACUUUGUGGUGGCCAUGUUCAAAAGGGAGAUCACUUUCAAGGGGACGGUCAUCGAGUACAGCGGCUCUGACACCAAAGUGGAGCGCAUCAAUUGUACCGAGCGCAUCGAGGAGGAGCUCGUUCUGCAGGUCCUGUGUGUGGGAAACCUCUACAACCCCGACGUGCGCUACUCUUUCAGCAUCCCCAUCGAUGAGCACAGGGAGCAGUUUAUGUGGGACCCCUUGGGCCCCUGGCUGGAGUGCAACCGCAUCUGUCAGGGUGAGCGUCGCCGCAAGACGGCGUGUGUGCGGAAGAGCGAUCACCUGGAGGUGUCAGAGCAACGAUGUGAACACUUACCUCGGCCUGCAGAGGUCAGCGAGCCUUGCAACAGGGACUGUGAAGUCAGGUGGCAUGUCGCCGGGAAGAGUGAUUGCUCAGCCAAGUGCGGUGCGGGCUCCCGCAGCCUGGAUGUUCAGUGCAUCAAGUACACCCUGGUGAAGAGGCAGAGCCAUCGGGUGGAGCCCAGCAUCUGCGCCGGUAUUGCCAAACCUCCCACUCGAGAGUCCUGCCAUGGCGACUGUCUUCUCAAGAGCUGGCAGUACAGUGCCUGGUCACAGUGUUCCAAGACCUGCGGCCGAGGGAGUCGCAGCAGGGAGUCGUACUGCAUGAACAACCUUGGCCGUCGCCUGGUGGACAGGGAGUGCGGUGAAUACCAGGGGGCGGUCACAGAAGUCUGCAACGACCAGCCGUGUCCCAAGUGGACCGUCAGCGAGUGGAGCGAGUGCCUGGUGACCUGUGGUAAGGGCACGAGACACAGGCAGGUGUGGUGCACCGCGACAGCCAGGGAAGAAAAGCUGAGUGAGCAUUUGUGCGACCCGUCCGGCAAACCCGCCUCCAUCGGGAGCUGCGAGCUGCCCGACUGCGCUUCCUGGCAGGCUGGGGUGUGGGGAGCGUGUGCGGUCACCUGUGGCCAUGGCUACCAGAUGAGAGCUGUGAGGUGUGUGUCGGGGGACUACAGCAACACGGUGAAUGACAGGGAAUGCAACGCUGCAGCCAGGCCCAGAGACAGUCAGGACUGUGAGGUGCCAGCGUGCCCUUGGGCCUCUCCGGUACAAAGCACACCUCGGCCUGACAACUCCGCUCAGCCCCUGACGCAAUGGAGAUAUGGCUCCUGGACGGCGUGCUCUGCGACCUGCGGCCAAGGGAAGCGAGCGCGUUACGUCAGCUGCCGAGACGCCCAGGGAGGCGUGGCUGACGAGUCCUACUGCGCCCACCUGCCCCGACCGCCAGAGACCUCUGCUUGCUUCAGCCCCUGCGGCCAAUGGCGCACCGGGGAGUGGUCUCCUUGCUCAGUGACAUGCGGCGCUGGACGCUCCACCCGACAAGUCCUCUGCUCGAACUACCACCAGUCCGUGGACCAGGCCUUCUGUGACCCGGACGAGCGGCCCGAAAUGGAGCAAGAGUGCACCGCGGCACCCUGCUCUUCCGUCUACCACCGCCAGCGCAUCAAUGACCAGCCUUACGGAUACCCCAAAGAUCCCGGGCGCCACCCCGGUCACAACAGCUGGAACGUGCCGUCAACGGACAACCAAUGGAGGACAGGACCCUGGGGCGCAUGCUCCAGCACCUGUGAAGGGGGGUUCCAGAGGCGAGUGGUGGUCUGUCAGGACGCUGAUGGCCGCAGCAACAGCUACUGCGAAGAGAGGGUCAAGCCGGCCGAGUCCAAGAGCUGCGACUCGGGGCCCUGCCCUAUGUGGAACUAUGGCGUCUGGGGAGAGUGCACUCAGAGCUGCGGAGGCGGCAGGAGGACCCGCCUGGUGGUGUGUCAGAGGCCCAGCGGCGAGAGGCUCAACGACUACAACUGCGACGUCCUGGACAAACCUCUGGACAUGGAGCAGUGCAACCUGCAGCCCUGCCCAGGCUCCGCCUCCUGGCACCGCAGACCAUGGAAGCCGUGUUCGGUGACUUGUGGCCGUGGCAGCCAACAGCGGGAGGUCACCUGCGCUCAGCACCGGAACCACACCAAAAUAGGAGAGGAGCACUGCGCUCAUCUUCCGCGACCGCGGACCCAGAAGACGUGCCGUGGUCGAGGGUGUCCCACCUGGAAAGCCAACAAGUGGAGCGAGUGCUCGGUCACAUGUGGAGCGGGACUCCAGAGCAGAGACGUCUACUGCAGGCUGAAAGGCAGCGGAAAGGUCAGAGAAGAUCUAUGUGACGCCUCAUCACGACCCGCUGUCGGCCAGCGUUGCCAGACUGCAGAAUGUAGCCCUUACACUUGGAUAGCCUCCUCGUGGAAAGAAUGUAACGCCACCUGUGGAGCCGGAGUGAGAAGCAGGGAGGUGGACUGCAUGGAGCCGGGGAUGAAGGCCGUGCAGACGGAUUACUGCGAGCCGUCACUCAAACCGCCGUCGCAUCAACCUUGCCAAGAAGAGCCGUGUCGCUACCUGUGGGCCACAGGGGAAUGGUCACAGUGCUCCGCCAGCUGUGGUGUGGGCUACCAGCAGCGCGUGGUCUCCUGCUCCAAAAUACCCUCCUCACGGGCGUCACAUCUUUACUCCGCCCAGUCCCUCACUGCUGCCAUCCACUGCCCGGACCCUUGCCCUGCCAGCAGCAGACCUUGCCUCCUCAAAGACUGCCUGCAGGCGUCUUAUUGGAAAGUGGGUCUUUGGAGUAAGUGCUCUCAAACCUGCGGGGCAGGAGCCAUGGAGCGGCGAGUGGAGUGCGUGACCGCCAAAGGACAAACGUCCAAACAGUGCCGGGCCUCAGACAGACCCUCGCCUCGAGCUGCGUGUCACGCUAGAGAAUGCCAGACGUUCACUUCCUGCCGUGAGGUCCAGAUGCGCCAGGGCGUCAGGAUGGAUGGAGAGUAUUACCUCAAAGUCAAGUCCCGCAUCCUACAGAUCUACUGCACUGAGAUGGAGACCGACUUCCCCAAGGAGUACGUCACAUUACGCAGCGGCCAGACGGACAAUUACUCUGAGGUGUACGGCUACAGGCUUCUGAACCCCUUCGAAUGUCCCUACAACGGCAGCCGGAGACAGGACUGUAGCUGCAGGAACGACUACUCCCCGGCGGGGUACACGCUCUUCCACAAAGUGCGCCUGGAUCUGAGCACCCUGAGGAUACUGAUCACCGACUUCCGCUUCUCCCACACUCCCGUCGGUCGGCCAGUACCCUUCGCCACGGCGGGUGACUGUUACAGUGCCGCCAAGUGUCCGCAGGGCCAGUUCAGCAUCAAUCUGAUGGGGACCGGCCUCCGGGUGGCCGAGACCACCAAGUGGUCGUCUCAGGGCAACUACGUCUCAGUCAAGGUGCACAGAUCGGAGGACGGAACAAGGGUCUACGGGCGCUGUGGAGGUUUCUGUGGCAAGUGUGUUCCUCAGGCACACCUGCUCCUUCAAGUCCACUGAGGCUCUUGGAGACCUGCAAGAGAGCAGCGAGACUCGUUAGUUGGACCUUCCACUUCACAAACGAUGCUCUUAAAACACAGCGUGGUGCUCCUACAGGCUCGCCAUUAUUUUAAAACCUGAACCAGGAACUAGCAACGAACGAAGAACACAAAGGGACACAACACUUGCAACCAAAACACAAUUUGUAUCGUCUUCAAGGAAUAACUUUGUGGUUUACUAUCUUGUUGAAUGCCUGUAAUGCAAAUAAGAGCCAGCAGCAAUUUUAGCCUCGCACAGGGUUAGCCUUAGCUUAGCUUAGUCACUGCCCUAGUUGCUGAGCGUCCUGAUCCCAUCUGAUUUGGACUACUUUUUUUUCCAAAAUAACAUAUCGCUAAAGUAGAAACUGAUCAUGUAAAAAAUUAACAACUAAACUUUAAAUUUGAAAAUAAUUUCACAUCGUUAAGCGUUUAAAUUUGAAGCCGCCGUUUUCAUCUCAGUCGCUAUCCAAAUACUUUCAAUGCACAAACUGUAUUUUCCGAACUAUACAUUUAAAAAAAUAUAUAUAUAUUUUACAUAUAAUAGCCGCAUAAGACGAAAUACUUUGUAAAUGUUUAUUUACAUACCUUAAUUGUUUCCAAACAGUCUCUGUAACACGGCAGUAAAACAGCUGAUAAAACAAAACAGAAGUCAUCUCUAGUCAGACUAAUAAUUUCACGGUGACGUUUUGGUGCGUUUACAAAACUGACACGAUACAAAAUGAUCAGAGAUGUCCGAUAAUAUCGGUUGACACAUGCUUUAAAAUGUAAUAUCGGAAAUUAUCGGUAUCAGUUUUAAAAAGUAAAAUGUAUGACUUUUUAAAACAGCGCUGUACAGAGAGCCAAUAAACCUAAAAGGCAGUGCCUUUGCGUACCGGUUUAAUCGCAUAAUAUCUACGGCUUUUUACAAGUGAAUGCAAGGCAUACUUGGUCAACACAGGCCGUACAAACAACUUUAAUACUGUUACAAAUAUGCGCCAUACUGUGAACCCACACCAAACAAGAAUGACAAAUUUUGGGAGAACAUCCGCAUCUUAACACAACAGAGCAAAUACCCAGAAACCCUUGCAGCACUAACUCUUCCAAUAUACAAUACAAUAUCGGCAAAAAAGCCAUUAUCGGACAUCUGUAAAAAUGAAUGCUAUUUUAAGUUAAUAAUACUAACAGACAAUUUUGAACAUGUUGUCAUAAUAAGUAUUGCUAACGACGCUAGCUUGAUUACAUUAUGAUAACACGUAGUAAUAUGCAGGAAAAUACUCCUAACAACAUGUGACAGUUUAUUAAGUAUGAAAUUGUUUUAGUUAUAAUGAAAAACUUACUUGGUUGGAGUGAUGAAUGAAAAAUCUUUUUGAGCGGUUAUACUUCCGGCUCAAAGCACACAACAGGAAAGUGAGCAAACUCGUCCAAUAGUGGGCGCCAUAACACACCGUUUCACUGUCUGUAGGUGUUAUAUGAAAGCUUUGUGUUGAAUACAAAACAGUAUGGACUUAGCGACAAAAUAAAUUAGCCGUUUUAUAAGCAAAGCGUUGAAAACAUUCUGGAAAAUAUGGUACGUUAUAUUUGUAAUGUUUUUUCACGACUCAAAGUUAUCAAUAAAACUCAAGUAAUGUUUGCACAUGUGCAAAAAAACGGAACGGGUAGCUCAGUAAAUCGGGCAGUUACAUAGCCUUGUUUAGUUUAUAGAGACAAACUAGUUUAUAGAAAUAGCUGAAAAAUGUGGGAUCAACUGACUAAAAGGCUAAGUAGCUAACGUGGCAGGGACAAUGACAAAACAGUUUUUUGAUGUUCACACUGUGGGACUUUUUUUUUUUGGGCAAAUAAUCAUGAACCUAGAAUUUAUGGCACCAAUCUGUUGCAAAAAAGUUUUCACACAUUUUCAACGGGAGACAGGUCUGGACUACAGGCAGGCCAGUGUAGUACACGCACUCUUUUACUACAAAGUCACGCUGUUGUGACACUUAGUCAAUAAAAAACAAUGACAAAAAAGGUUAAGAAAUGAAUUCAAAAUUUAGAUUUUUCUGAAUAUUUUACUUGAACAAGUUUAACAUUAAUUCAUUAAUUGGCAUCGCUUUGCAGAAAUAAGCAGGGGCGUCAAUGAUAACGUUGCUUGGACGGCAACAUACGUCGCUCCAUUUCUGCAUUACACAGAUGUGUAAGUUACCCAUGCCAUCACCGAUGCUGGCUUUUACCCUUUGACCCUAGAACAAUCCAGAUUUUUCUUUUCCUCUUUGGUCCCGUGGACACGACGUCCACAGUUUCCAAAAACAAUUUGAUAUGCGGACUCGUUGCAAAAAAGUUGUCAACAUUUUCAACAGGAGACAGGUUUGGAAUACAGGCAGGCCAGUCUAGUACCUGCACUCUUUUACUACGAAGCCACACUGUUGUGACACUUAGUCAAUAAAAAAUAAUGACGUUUGCGUUUACAAGACAGAGUUAAUAAUGAAGAAAAAGUCAAUUGUAUGACAAAAAAGGUUAAGAAAUUAAUUUAAAAUGUAGAUUUUUCUGAACAUUUACUUUAACAAAUUAAACAUUAAUUGGCAUUGCUUUAAAGAAAUAAGCAGGGGCGUCAAUGAUAACGUUGCUUGGACGGCAACAUAUGUCGCUCCAUAACCUGUAUGGAGCCAGUCUAGUACCCGCACUCGUUUACGAUGAAGCCACGCUGUUGUGACACUUGGCUUGGCAUCGUCUCGCAUAAAUAAGCAGGGGCGUCCAUGAUAACAUUGUUUGGACGGUAACAUAUGUCGCUCCAUAACCUGUAUGUACCUUUCAACAUUACACAAAUCUGUAAGUUUCCCAUACCUUCACAGAUGCUGGCUUUUACACUUUUGACCUUAGAACAAUCUGGAUCGUUCUUUUCGUAUUUGGUCCCGUGGACACGACGUUCACAGUUUCCAAAAACAAUUUGAUAUGCAGACUCGUCAGACUCGUUGCAAAAAAGUUGUCACACAUUUUCAACAGGAGACAGGUCUGGAAUACAGGCAGGCCAGUAUAGUACCUGCACUCUUUUACUACGAAGCCACGCUGUUGUGACACUUAGUCAAUAAAAAAUAAUGACGUUUGCGUUUACAAGGCAGAGUUAAGAAUGAAGAAAAGGUAAAUUUUAUGACAAAAAAGGUUAAGAAAUCCAUCUAAAAUGUAGAUUUACUUUAACAAAUUUAACAUUAAUUCAUUAAGUUGCAUUGCUUUAAAGAAAUAAGCAGGGGCGUCUAUGAUAACGUUGCUUGGACGGCAACAUAUGUCGCUCCAUAACCUGUAUGGAGCCAGUCUAGUACCCGCACUCUUUUACGACGAAGCCACGCUGUUGUGACACUCGGCUUGGCAUCGUCUCGCAUAAAUAAGCAGGGGCGUCCAUGAUAACAUUGCUUGGACGGCAACAUAUGUCGCUCCAGAACCUGUAUGUACCUUUCAACAUUACACAAAUCUGUAAGUUUCCCAUACCUUCACAGAUGCCGGCUUUUACACUUUUGACCCUAGAACAAUCAGGAUGGUUAUUUUCCUAUUUGGUCCAGUGGAGACACAACGUCCACGGAACACCCCACUUGUGAUCAUUCUAGCCAUCAUUUAGCUCAAUGUACAAAGAGGACAGAAUGUUUUUUUCCGAAAACGAGCAAAAAUUUAAUGAAAGGAAAAUGUGAAAACUCAUUAAGUAGUAUCAUUCCCAGGCUGUAGGGCGCACUAUAUAUAAAACACACCCACCUGAUGUGGGAUUUGAGCCGAGGAUGUAGUUGUGCAGCCCUUUGAGACACUCGUAAUUUAGGGCUAUAUAAGUAAACAUUGAUUGACCUAAAUUCUGCACGAAUGUUAUUUUGUACGUUAACAAGUCAAAAAGCCACAUAUCGAAAGAUGAAAUAUUAACAAAAGACUGCUUGUAACGUGGCAAAUUGGAAACAAAUGUAUUGUAAUUAGCUGCAUUAUUGUAUAAUAGCACAGGGUUCAAAGCGUGGGUAAGAAAGGAGCGUUUGUUUUCCAGUCUUUGACCACAUUUAAUUUAAUUUAAACGACUUAGUAUGUCAACAUUUAAAGCGCAUGCAGGGGGAGAUACAACCGAUCACACUUCAAAUGCAGCUGCUGCCAUCUUGUGGCGCUAUAUUGACACAGCCGCUAAUUGAAUCCAGGCAUUUAUUGGAGUAUUUCUCAUUAACAAUAAUGUUCUGAAGGACUAAAAUAACCUGCCUUAAAUCAAAGGUUAAUGCAUUAGAUACAUUAGAAUAAGAAAUGUUAUUUUUGUAUGCAGUUUGUGUGCCGUAAUAUAUUUAAAAACAUAGAAACACCACCACUGACCCGCAGAGUACAACAAUAUCUUAUGUUAUUAUUUGAUGUUUACCUUUUAACAAGUUCUCACCGUUUGUUUUUUAUUUAUUCUGGAACCAUCUCCGUGUUAACAGUUUGCCUGCUCCUUAUCCGUAACCAUGUUUGUAACCUCUAACUGAACGGUGCUUCUCGCAACUUACCUCGCAUCUCCAGACGCCAACUGGCUGUCAGGGUUUGACUUAGAAAUAUCCGCUAUAGUCGCAGUAUGUGUAUUAUAUCAACUAUACAUUAUUUAUUUUCCCUAGAAAAAAAAUAGUCUAGAGUUUUAUACAUGAGUUUUUCUUCUUGACACUCACGCACGUACACAGUGAUGUGUAGUAAAUUAGAAGUUAUGAUGCAAUUUUUUUCCUGCCUGAGAAAUAACAAAAAUAUCUUGAAAUGGGAUGUCUUAUAUUUGGGUCAAUACACAUUUUAGUCUGUUUUUAACAGUUAAUAUGCGAGAGAACCGUUUUGUUUCCCUAAUGAUGAUGAAUGGUAAUAGAAAUGUAAUACGUCUUCCAACAUUUUCAUAUAUAUAUAUAUAUAUAUAUAUAUAUAUAUAUAUAUAUAUAUAUAUUAAUUAAUUAGAUUAUCCAAUAUGUAUGUGUGGGGAAAAAUCACAAGACUAUUUUAUCUCUACAGAACUGUUUCAUGAGGGGUUCCCUCAAUCAAAAAUCUCCUGAUGAUUGAGGGAACCCCUCAUGAAACAGUUCUGUAGAGAUGAAAUAGUCUUGUGUUUUUUCCCACACAUACACACACACACACAUACAUAUAUAUAUAUAUAUAUACACACACAUACAGAAGAAUGAAACCCCUUUCAAAGCUGUAACCAAAGUAAGUUGCCAUUCAAAGCAGCUCGUUUUGAUUGAACUAGAAUACAAAAUAAUUCAUAUGUUAAUAUUUUUUUUUUAAAAAGUCAAUGAGCAGCUAGAAACCCUUCCUUCGUACACGUAUGAAGGCCAAUGUGUGCUAUGAGGUCUGUAUCAGAAAUGGAAAGAAUACUUGACGCACUAUGUGCCAAACUUUUUAGAAAUGUAAUCCUGUUUUUUGUUUUUUUUGUAUUGCAAUAAAGUUGAAGAGUUGUAACUUAUGUGUAAUAUUCGUACUUGAACUGUGUGCUAAUGAUGUAAGAUGUGGGCAUUGAACAGUGCUUGUUUGCCUGGCUUGAUCCAAAGAUGUUACCUAUACAGAGUGUAUAUUUACUGGUGCUGUGUUACUAAUUGUACAUGGACUAACACUUUCUGCAACAUAAUGAUGAAUUAAAGUCGUCUUAACUGA
Molecule: messenger RNA, 11689 nt
Organism: Nerophis ophidion (straightnose pipefish)
Lineage: Eukaryota; Metazoa; Chordata; Actinopteri; Syngnathiformes; Syngnathidae
Product: A disintegrin and metalloproteinase with thrombospondin motifs 20-like
Exons: 39
Coding region: 366-6107 (1913 amino acids)
Biological process (GO): extracellular matrix organization; proteolysis
Cellular component (GO): extracellular matrix
Molecular function (GO): metalloendopeptidase activity; zinc ion binding
Source: RefSeq, a predicted model, not a curated record